Molecule: messenger RNA, 471 nt
Organism: Penicillium chermesinum
Lineage: Eukaryota; Fungi; Ascomycota; Eurotiomycetes; Eurotiales; Aspergillaceae
Product: AP-1 complex subunit sigma
Exons: 5
Coding region: 1-471 (156 amino acids)
Biological process (GO): vesicle-mediated transport; protein transport
Cellular component (GO): AP-1 adaptor complex; intracellular membrane-bounded organelle
Molecular function (GO): clathrin-cargo adaptor activity
Source: RefSeq, a predicted model, not a curated record
AUGGCUAUCAGCUACCUGAUUCUGUUGUCCCGCCAGGGCAAAGUGCGUCUCGCCAAGUGGUUCACUACCCUCUCCCCCAAGGAAAAGGCCAAGAUUAUCAAAGAUGUGACCCAGCUGGUCCUGUCGCGCCGGACGCGCAUGUGCAAUUUCCUCGAAUACAAAGACUCCAAAGUCAUCUACCGCCGUUAUGCUUCCCUCUUCUUCAUCGCCGGUUGUGGUCCCACGGACAAUGAAUUGAUCACUCUGGAGGUGGUGCAUCGCUAUGUCGAGCAGAUGGACAAGUACUAUGGCAACGUGUGCGAGCUGGACAUCAUUUUCAAUUUCCAGAAGGCCUAUUUCAUCCUGGAUGAGCUGCUAUUGGCAGGGGAAAUACAAGAAAGCAGCAAGAAGAAUGUUCUUCGCUGCAUUAGCCAGCAGGACAGCCUGGAAGAUAUGGAGGUCGAGGAGGAUGUCGUCACCAAGAUCAUGUAA